GCAACUUUUGCACCACUCAGCACCAGAGAAAGCGGAUCGUCAUGAUGCCUGCCCGUCGAGUAGCCCGCUUGGCAGUUGCCCGCGCCGCAGUGGUGUCGAAGAAUUCUCCUGUAUUGAACAAGCCCUCGCGCUUGUCAGGAUUCCCUCGCCGUAACUUCAGUGAAUCGGCGAAGCAGAACCCAGCAUCGCAUGGAGAAGCUGCUCAAACGGAUGCGAUUGUGUUGACGCCGUACCAAAAGGUUGCUGCAGGCACUCAAGUUGGCAUGUGGACUGCUGCACUUGGUCUGGCCAGCGUGUGCGGCUACUUCAUCGUUCGCGAGUUGUUCCCUGGGCGCAUGAGCCCCAACUCGCUUUUUAGCGAAGCCAGUGACGUGUGUCUCCAGAACGAUUUGGUGGUCCAACGCUUGGGUCAACCCAUUCGAUGCUAUGGCAAGGACUACGGCAGCCACAAAGAAGGUCGCCGCAACUUCAUCGAGCAUGUGGAGCUGAAGGAUAAGGACGGCAACAAGACUCGAUUGCGCAUCAAAUUCAACAUGAAGGGACCCAACGGCAAGGCCGAAGUGUGGGCAGAAGUGAACAAGGACAUGCCUGCUGGCGAGUUCGUCUACCUCAUCGUGCGAACGUUCACUGGGGAGUUGAUCAAGAUCCAAGACCAGCGACAGAUCUUGCAAGCGGAGUCUGAGGAAGAACGAGAAGCGAUGCGCCGCUUGCUUGGGCAAUAAGGAUUGCAGUGACAACAAAACCGGGGUGUUACCAUUGUCCUGCCUUAAAAUUUGACUUGUGUUCGAAGGUCGCUGCAAUUUGCGCAUAAGACGACUUGAUCGAGUCAGCCCUCGUUCUAUCCGAGAGGACAUCGACGUGUCAUCGCAACAGGCUUAGGUGCCGCCAAAAUCGCCACUCUCGUGAGUUGGUCUUCAGUUGGCGAUGGAUUCACCAGUGCAAUCGCUCGUCCAGUGGACUCAGCAUGCGAUGAUGAGGCACAUGGGAACCGGCCACUAUGUUGUGGGCCGCCGUGCCGUCGGGAUAGAACCCACGUGGCAUGGGUUCUUGCUGUCGCAACAGUCGGAUCAAGCUUCGAAUAGGUGGCAAUCUCUGUAGGAAUGGCAUGCGACGAGUGGCUGCGAGAGCUUCGUCGCUGUUGUUUGCGUACGGGAGAAGGAGGGUUGGAGGUGCCAAUGCUGCCUGAUCCCCACCUGUCGCAUGGCCAAGUUUGAGGCGUCGUAGCUUGCUGUCGCGCUUGCGCUGGUUUGCAUUUUGCUUUUCCCGGUGGUACGCGCACAGUGAGUGCAACUUGCCAUUCUGUUUGACAGUGCGGCGGUUGCAGCACUUGCCCAACGGGGCGUACAUGCACUGGUCCGCGGGAUGUGACGGUUUGAUCGCGGUGCUACGCUUAGACGGCGGCGACACCGCGAUCAAGUCUGUCUCUCGUCGCAUGAUGCA
Aphanomyces invadans is the source of this 1440-nucleotide messenger RNA. RefSeq lists its product as hypothetical. The record is from RefSeq and is a predicted model, not a curated record. The transcript is spliced from 5 exons. Gene Ontology annotation, cellular component: TIM23 mitochondrial import inner membrane translocase complex. NCBI's taxonomy places the organism in Eukaryota, Oomycota, Saprolegniomycetes, Saprolegniales, Verrucalvaceae. Bases 42 to 722 code for a protein of 226 amino acids. Gene Ontology annotation, biological process: protein import into mitochondrial matrix.